AUUCAAAUGAACUUAAUUUAAUAACUAAAAUCAUUUAUAAUUUUCCUACGUUAAAACUACGCUACACUAUUUAGUAUUAACUCGAAUGAACCUCCAAAAAUAACAAAUUUGUAGACGUAGUGUAGUAGACGUUUGCCGCAUUUGCCGCACACGACUGUCAGCACUGUUGUGUCAGGUUCCGUGCUGAAGCCGGCCCGAUGACCAACCUUUCGCUCUCUACCGCCGUCAUGUCAUGGAUGUGUCAAAGCAAAAAACUAAACAACGUUUCAGCGAUUCCGAUUGCAGUUUGCGCGAGGUUAAACACACUCCCUCUAUUUUCGGCCAACCGCGGCAUGUAAAUUCAAGGUGCUGCGAGGAAGGAAAAGCGUUUGGGAAAAGCAUCCGUGAACCACGAUGGUAUUUUACUUCACCAGCAAUGUCGUUCAGCCACCGGUGACCCUGUUCAUGGGGUUGGACAAGUACGAAAAUGAGGACCUGAUUCGAUGGGGCUGGCCGGAGGAUGUAUGGUUUCACGUGAACAAGGUCUCGUCGGCCCACGUGUACCUGCGGCUCGAGCCGGGCCAAACGCUGGACGACAUACCGUCGGCCGUGCUGGAAGACGCCUGUCAGCUGGUGAAGGCGAACAGCAUCAACGGCAAUAAGAUGAACAACAUCGACAUUGUGUACACGAUGUGGGACAAUCUGAAGAAGACGCCCGCGAUGGAGGUGGGCCAGGUGGCGUUCCACCGCGAUAAGGAGGUGCGCAUGUUUCGGGUGGAGAAGCGCAGCAACGAGAUAGUGAACCGGCUGAACAAGACCAAGCGGGAGGAGACGGUCGACUUCCGGGCGGAGCGGGAAAAGCGGGACGCACUGGAGCGGGCCGACAAGAAGCGGCUGGCCCGGGAGCAGCGGGAGCUAGAGAAGGAGGAUCUGAAGCGGCGGCAGGAGGAGGCAGAACUCAAGAGCUACAAUUCACUGAUGAAGCCGGAAAACAUGACCUCCAACUAUGACGCCGGCAACGAUUCGGAUGAGUUUAUGUAAGGCGAUGGAGGUGGCGCGGAGAGGAGAGAGAUAACGAAACUGGGUCAAGCGAGGCGGAAGAUUGCGGAUUACGAAUAAAUUAUUAAUUGUUUUA
Anopheles merus is the source of this 1114-nucleotide messenger RNA. RefSeq names its product coiled-coil domain-containing protein 25. Lineage: Eukaryota; Metazoa; Arthropoda; Insecta; Diptera; Culicidae. The record is from RefSeq and is a predicted model, not a curated record. The coding region runs from base 394 to 1020 and encodes 208 amino acids. The transcript has 2 exons.